AGCGAGGCACAGAGACGUUGCGUCAGCUGCUUGCUACACUCCGCCCGAAGAAGGAGGGGGCUGUUUGGUGGUGGGCUUAGCUGGCCGGGCGAGGGAGCCAUUUUUGGCUGGCUAGCUGUGGCUAGCCCUCCUCCUGUUUUCGGAAGGAGCGUCUGAUUGUUGUGGUUGAUGUGACCGCGUUGAAACGAUCGGGAACACGCCGCGUGAAACGACGCGACUUUUGCGUCAGAUGGAACACCUUGGAACCCAUUUGAAAAUCGUCGCGCAUCGUGCCUCAACAUUGUUUCGAAUUGGAUUUGUGAAAUCCCCAGCCUCACGGCCUGUGGGUGGGACUCAGUUUUGAUCCCUGAAGGACUUGCUUGUGUGUGGGGUGUUGAUUUGGGAACAGCCUAUCAUGGGAUUGCCUGCUGAGAUUGAUCGUGAAAUGUCUUCUGUCAGUAAUGAUAAUCAUUCGCCAGCCGCUCCGGAAGUUCAAAAGCCCGAUCAGAAUGGGCUUGGUACUAAAGAGAAUAGCUCUAGGAUGUCUGAGACGUCACACCAGACCAACGGUUCCACUAUUGGACCGAUUAAGUCCGAGCCAUCCGUUAAAACGGAAACUGGGCCCGGUUUAGCGCAAAGUAACGGGCCCUUAAAUGAUGGCUCGAGCACCGCGGAUGACUCGCUGCAUAACGAAAGCAAGCCCGCGGACAUAAGUUCGGAAGAUGUGGAUGUCAUGACUCCAUUGGAGGGCAACCCGAGCGAAGAACUCCGUCAAACCCAAGCACCUCUGACGAAUGGUCCAAUUGAGCCGGAAGUGAAUCUGAAGGCCAAAUUGAAACGCGUUCGAACCCAUGUGGUAUCGGCCUUAUUCAAGCAUCCCAAGUCUGUAGCCUUCCGAGAACCCGUUAACGCCAAGGCUUUGGGUAUUUAUCCCAUUUACUUUAAUGUCAUCAAGCGUCCAAUGGAUCUGGGGACUGUUCGGAAGAAGAUCGAUCGCGGUGAUUACCAGUCCAAGGCUGAGUGUUUGUCCGACAUCAACCAGAUUUGGAUCAACGCCAAGACCUUCAACCUACCCGGGCACUUUGUUCACGAGGCCGCCAAGAUCAUGGAGAAAGUGACCAAAGACAAGUGGUUCAAAUUGGAGCAGGAUGAGCGUGCGGGUUUGUAUGCCGAAGAAGAUAGGGCCAAAGCUCAAACCACCAAGAAGAGAUCCACACCCAAGGACCCUGUCAAGGCCCCCAAGCUCACUACUACCUCGCCCAAUAAAGAAGCCCGCAAGAGAGUAGCUCGUAAAAUGUCCACAGGCUUGCCCGGGGAACUCAAUCAACCUCAGCAGCUGAAAAAGAAGUAUGUUGAGAAUCUUAGUGAUCAGAUGAAACAAUGCGACUCCAUUCUAAGGCAGGUCAUGGCCGAAAAGACGCAAUCCGAACCCUUUCUACAUAUCGACGCUUACCCCGGGAACUCACGUGCUACAAUUGAUCUCUACACUGUUCAGAGUCGUCUCCAGAAUCACUUCUACCGACAUCCUCUGCAAUUUGCCAACGACGUCCGAAGAAUCGUCACCGAGACCUACAGAUACAACCCCGAGGAAAGUCCCCUCUGUUUCAAGGCCAGUGGACUCCAUCACCGAUUUGAGGUGCUUUUUUCGCGUGUAGACUUCGAACCCGUGGACAAUCCGGCCAAGUAUGAUCCUCUGAACGUCACUAUGAACGAGGAUGAAGCCAUGAUCCAACACUUGAUGGGUGCUCAAAAUCAAAUCGUGGCCAUUCGUGAAAACGUGGGCCUCUUGAUCCGAGACCUCCCCGUAAUCACCGGGAAGCCUCGGCGUCCCACAAAGACUGGAAAUUCCAACCGUGGAGGUGGAGCUCCAAGGCGUGCUGCGGGCACUGGAGCCGGUGCAGGCAAAGGUAAACGUGCCCGUCCCACUGGAGGUGCUGCCAAUCAGUCUGGUGCCAAGAGGCGGAAACCGAAUGGUGCCCUAGGCCCACCUCACUCCCAACCUGUCCAGCUUGAACGCCAUAACCUGACCGUAGAAGAGUCUCUGGCUCUCCGAGAGCAAGUAGCCCAACUCCGCGAAGACCAGCAGCAAAAAAUCGUCGACAUCAUGUUAGCCAAUAAGGAAACUCUCACCACCGAUGCCAAUGGCUUCACCGAAAUUGAUCUCAGCAAUUGCUCUGCCCUGACCGUUUCCCAAAUUCAAGCAUUCAUCUUAGGUGCCCAGCAAUCCCAGAUACGGCAAAGUGUAGCAGCACCUUCCCCUGUCAAGAAACCGCCCAAGACCCCGAAGAAGUCAAGUCCGAAGAAGGGGAGUGGAGGACACCUGUCGGAUUCCAGUUCAGAUUCGGACAGCGACGAUGACUCGUCCAGUUCGAAUUCCUCCAGUUCAGAUAGCGAAUGAGAAAGAACAGCUCGCCGAGUGUGAGAGAAAGGUCGAUCAGACAGCAAGCCUUGUUAUGUUCAACCCCGUACAAUUUCCUCCAAGAGAUGAUGGAAACUUCAGAAAAAAAGCACGUUUAACCAAUUGAUGAUGGAGUACAAACCCACUUUUUUGAUUCAUAUUUUCACUCGGAAAAAAUCAUUUUUGUCUCUUCCGCUUUUGGUUCCCUAACCAUGAAAAAAUAAUAUGCUAAUGUAUCCGAAUUGAAUUCAUUCAGAAAUAGAAAUCCAAGAAACAACA
Molecule: messenger RNA, 2656 nt
Organism: Tigriopus californicus
Lineage: Eukaryota; Metazoa; Arthropoda; Copepoda; Harpacticoida; Harpacticidae
Product: bromodomain testis-specific protein-like
Exons: 2
Coding region: 395-2377 (660 amino acids)
Biological process (GO): chromatin remodeling; regulation of DNA-templated transcription
Cellular component (GO): chromatin; nucleus
Source: RefSeq, a predicted model, not a curated record